GGUGUUGAGGCGGCGGGCGGGACAUGGCAACACUGCUGGCUUAUAUAAAGAGUGUCAGGAGCCGCGGCGCAGACCUCUCUCAUCUCCCCCGUUGGAAGGCCGCUGCACCAAGCUCCCCUCCCUCGCUGCCCUCACUGCAACACCCCAAAAAGAAGGCGUAAUGUUCCCCCGUGGCAUCGUGGUGGUGGCCCUGGCCGUGGUGGCGUUGCUGCUCCUCACCUCGGGCGGGGCAGCGUCGGCCAAGCCCCUGGGUGAACAGGACCCCGCGGCCCCCGGGAUGGGUGGCCCCGUCGUCGCCUUCGCUCGCCAGCCACCCCAGGGAUACGAGCCAUACGGGAACACUCAGGCCUUGGACGAGGAUGGCACUCUGGACACCGCUCUCGCCAACUACCUUUUCGCUAAGCAACUCCUGCAGCGACUUCGAACCCCAAGCGAGGUCUCCCGCGAAACCCAGCGCAAGAGGUCAUACUGGAAACAGUGUGCUUUCAACGCCGUCAGCUGCUUCGGCAAGAGGAAGUAAAGGAAAAGGGCGACUUGUAACAUUCUCUAUUACUUCUGUUAUAAUUACUCCUCGUCCGUCUGCUAUAAUUACUGCUCCUGCCGCUGAUAUUGCUGUUACUCAUCCCACCCCGGCCACCAGUUUAAGAAUCUCGCCGCUGCCACCAAUUUACGUAUCUUACCGCUGCCGCCAGUUCACUUAUCCCACCGCUGCCACCAGUUUACUUAUUCCACCCCUGGCACCAGUGUAAUACCUCCUACAGCUGUUUUAUUCCUUUUAUUACUUUGCCGCCGCUACCAGCAAUGCAAUAUCUUUCUUUACUACUACUGAUUCUACUACUUUACUACCCUCGCGACCUAUGUAAUAUCUUGUACUCCUACUGAUGCGUCUUCUUUCCUGUUUUUAUCACCGAAUUAGCACUUUCAACUAUCAUUCUCAAGUCUGUGCUCCUACUACCACUACUACUGCUACUGAUACUACAACUUCUGCAGCGACCACCACUAUUGUAUUUGUCCCAUUUUCUUCUCACUCUUUGUUUUCUUCGUCAUCGUCUUCGUCUUCUUCGUCCAUCCCGCCCUUCCUCUCCCCCUUGUCGUCUUCGUCUGUCACUCCUCCAUCGUCAAACACUAUUAUUACGUAUUAUUACCAUUACUAGUGAGAGAGUGGUACUGCCAGCGCCAUCUCAUCGGUACUACCACGCGGCUGCCCACUUGUCGCCGCCGCCGGAAUCGGGUUGAAAAUGUAAGAAGUACCAACGUUGACCUGUAUCGUGACGUAACCUUAUUGUAAAGACGUUAGCGUACUCCUGCUGCCACUACUGCUACUACCAACUCCACGACUACUACUACGACUACUAUUACUAUUACUACAACUAUGAACAACACCGAACAUAUGUGACUAUUAACCCUCUUAUAUACCGUACAAAUUCAAUAUACCUACCACAACAACAACUACUACUACUAUUACUAUGAAUAAGGCCGAACGUAUGCGACUCCUAACCCAGUUAUACACCAUACAAAUCUAUUUUAACUCCUGUUUUUAUUUAUACUACUGCUACUACAAAAUCUCAAUCACCUAACCUCUUAUAACAGACUUUAAUACGUACAUACACACAAAUAUGUUUCUGUUACUUAUCCCAUCGCUGCCACCAGUUCAUUUAUCCCACCCCUGCCACCAGUGUAAUAUACAUCUACUACUUCUACUACUAUUAUUUACUACUACAACUACUACUACUACUACUACUACUACUACUACUACUACUACUAUUACUACUACUGCUACUGCUACUACUAUUACUACUACUACAACUACACCCUUUUAUAACCUCCUCUGUAACACUCCUCUCCGCACCCACAGCACUAUAACAACCCUUGCCCAGGUAACUCAGUCGGGAGGUGUCGGUUCUAUAAAGACAGGUGAGGUUCAGGUGGAAUGGUUGGUAACAAUUAAUUAAUCCACGGUAUUGAUGGGCUUCGGUUUCGACUCAUCAUCAUUCACAUGGGAAAUGAAAAGCAGGUCCGUUCGAGUAAUGAAGGUUAAGUGACAUUACCUGUCUGUUUUGCGCUCUCUCUCUCUCUCUCUCUCUCUCUCUCUCUCUCUCUCUCUCUCUCUCUCUCUCUCUCUCUCUCUCUCUCUCUCUCUCACGUAAUUGGGCCCUCCUGAUAGUGUCACAACCAGAGGAGCCAAUGAUUGGUUUUCUGACUCCGAUCAUGUUGGUUUUUGUCAGUAGUAAUUUUCCUCUCAAUGUUUUUCCUCGUAACCUUCGUUCUAUCGUCCUCUGAGUAAGCAUUAGGUACACACACACACACACACACACACACACACACACACACACACACACACACACACACACACACACACACACACACACACACCUUCCUCUCUCUCAGGUGUCAUGGCUGGGCUGGUUCACAAUGGGUCUUACCUGUUCUGUGUGCUGGAGGGAAGAAUGGGCUAGGCAGGUAUAUAGGGAAGGAAAGGGAGCUAGAGAGGGAGAGUAUAUGUGUUUGCCCUAUAGUGGUGUAUGGGAAGGACGUAGCAAAAGGAAAGGGACUAAAAAUACUGCACGGUUGAAAGGCUUUGUAUAGGUAAAGGUGUGUUGAUUAGUGAGGAACAGGUAUAAAGGUUGUCUAAAGAGGUGUUUAUGACGUGCGUUUUGAGUCAUUUAAGUUCAAAGAAUGUAUAACUAUUUUUAUAUGUUGCUGCUAAGGAGAUUGUGUGUUAUUUUUAAGUUCAUGAACUAUAUACCUUUUCUUCUUCCAUUCAAAAGUGACAAGAGCGUUUUGAGUCAUUAAGUUCAAAGAAUGUAUACCUAUUUUGAUAUUUUGGAGAUUGUGUGUUAUUUUUAAGUUCAUGAACCAUAUACCUCUUCUUCUUCCAUUGCAAAAGUGACAAGUUGGAGGGCUAUACAUUUCUCCAUCUUCAAUUUCAAAGGCGAGUGUGUGUUUUGAGUUCAUGGACUGAAGACAUAUUCUUUUCUUCUGUGGCAAGAGCGUAAAUUUAAAGGACCAUAUAUUUUUUCCUUCCAUUGCAAAGUCGAGUGUGUUGUCCUAUGUUCAUGGACUUAAUACGUUUUUUCCUUCUAUUGCAAAAGUGAAUGAUGUCUUUACGUUCACGGUCUACUCUCUCUCUCUCUCUCUCUCUCUCUCUCUCUCUCUCUCUCUCUCUCUCUCUCUCUCUCUCUCUCUCUCUCUC
Molecule: messenger RNA, 3193 nt
Organism: Eriocheir sinensis (Chinese mitten crab)
Lineage: Eukaryota; Metazoa; Arthropoda; Malacostraca; Decapoda; Varunidae
Exons: 4
Coding region: 161-520 (119 amino acids)
Source: RefSeq, a predicted model, not a curated record